Molecule: messenger RNA, 1587 nt
Organism: Parnassius apollo (apollo)
Lineage: Eukaryota; Metazoa; Arthropoda; Insecta; Lepidoptera; Papilionidae
Source: the annotation of a GenBank genome assembly
AUGGGAGACGAAUUACUUCAAGACAUUGAAAAUACUCAAACACAAACUCAAAAAUCACAAGUGGACUGGAGUCAACCAAACACUCCGUUAUUUAUACCUAAUAUUUGGGGUCGAUUUUAUCCAAGAAAAGUAUCCUUGAACGAAAAAAAUUGUUGGAAAAAUACUGGCAAAGAAUAUAUUGAUCUCAUACAACCUGAAUUUACUCUCGGAAGAGCAAUAGACUGCACAUUAGUCAUAAAAAAAGAUAUUUUCAAUGAUGAUAUUAUCAAAAGUGUUAGUAAACAACACUUCCUUCUUAAGAGAAAUUUAUUAGAACCUUUAAGCCCAGCGAUAAUUACGGACUUAUCAUCUAAUGGCACAUAUGUUAAUGGUGAAAAAAUUGGCAAGGGACAAAGCCGAGUACUAGAUGAUAAUGAUAAAAUAGGUGUGACUCAUCCUAAAGUAGAAAUUCUUAUAUACAAGGAUUUGUUAAAGAGUGAGCAAGACAAAGUUCCCAAAGAAAUCUCAAAAAAAUAUUAUAUAUCUAAGAUUUUAGGGCAAGGUGGUUGUGGUGUUGUAAAAUUAGUGUAUGAUAAGACAAAAUGCACAAAGUAUGCCAUGAAAAUAAUUAAGAAAAGUAGGUUUCCAAAUGGACAAAUCAACCAUCUGAAUGACCCACAAAAAAUUGCGAAUGAAGUCAACAUUAUGAAGGCGCUUAGACAUCCUUGCAUAGUCUCAACAAAAGAAGUUUUUGACUCUCCUGACUCGGUUUACAUUGUGUUAGAGCUAAUGCAGGGUGGUGAACUAUUUGACCGAAUCUCAAAACAAGGACAGCUAUCGGAACAUCUUACAAGGUUCUUCUUCAGGCAAAUUGUGCUGGCUGUGAAAUACCUACACUCUCAAGGAAUCACUCACAGAGACCUAAAACCUGAAAAUGUGCUACUUGAGAGUAAAGAAGAAGAAACCUUAGUGAAAAUCACCGAUUUUGGCUUAAGCAAAUUUGUAGGUGAAAAUAGCUUCAUGAAGACAAUGUGUGGAACACCUUUGUAUUUGGCACCAGAAGUAUUAAGAGCAAAUGGACAGAACUGCUAUGGACCGGAAGUCGAUGUGUGGAGCUUAGGAGUUAUUUUCUUUGUUUGUCUUUCAGGUUACUUGCCAUUCUCCCCUGAUUAUAAAGAUCUUUCACUAAGAGAACAGAUCUUAAGAGGACAGUACAAGUUUUCUGUUGCACAUUGGAAAAAAAUAAGUUUGCCGGCCAAACUAUUAAUGAAAAGGAUGCUAACUGUGAAUGUUCAGAAACGGAUCACACUUGAUGAAAUCCUCAACCAUAGCUGGAUGCAGGAUUCCAUUGUGAUUAUGAAAAUAGAGAGGCUACUCACAGAAUCUAUGCAAGUAAAAGACUUCAGUCAGUUGACCAUGUACCAAAAUUCUGAUGAGGAAAAUAAUAAUUCUGAUAGUGUCACUGCAAGGCACGUGGCUACAGUGAAACGGGUCUUGAGUGACGUAUACAGCUCAUGUGAACCAAUACCAAAAAAACUAAGAAUUGACACAUGGAAAAUUCAAAAUGAUGAUACAAGGUCUACAAACAGUUAUGGUUCAGAAGAAUAA